Paracoccidioides brasiliensis Pb18 is the source of this 1569-nucleotide messenger RNA. RefSeq lists its product as uncharacterized. The record is from RefSeq and is a predicted model, not a curated record. The coding region runs from base 1 to 1569 and encodes 522 amino acids. The transcript has 4 exons.
AUGGAAAUCAACCAAACAUCACUGCAGGAGAAGGUUACAAAUGCAUUCAGGGAACGAAGUAUUCCUGUUAAACGUGAUGAGAUUGCUGCGGCUCUAACAGAUGCCGAGUCUUGCAAAUGGAUAGAAAGUCAUCUUGGCCCAGAUAACCUGUUGUCGAAGGAGGAAUCUACCUUGUAUGCGAAAUUAGAAGCGACUGGGUCCCUCAAGGGUAUCCUACAAGGUCAAGAAAUUUCCUCGACAAGACCGUUCCUCGACGAUGAAAUUCGUGACGCGAUUGGAUCUCUCAGGGCGUCCACAGCAGCCAUUGAGAACCAAACAGAGACAUUGAAACUGCAGUGCAAGGAACUUAAAUCCCAGAUUCGAAAUGCAAAUCAGUCACGCCAACGGGAAUCAAGAGCAUGGGGACAAUUGAAUAAGAAACAUGCGCUGGAGAGGCAGCAAACCGAUGUUACUGUUGAAGAUCUCACCCACGAAUUUGAGACGUCUCUCGGCGCUGUGCAAGCUUUGUUGUCCACUGAGUCUAGUACCUUACUCCCCAUGUUAGCAGGCAAACUGAAGGAUGACGACCGAUCCAUGCUAGGGUUGGAAAGGAUUGCAUCCACCGUUCAAAUAGAUGGAGAUGACAAGGAACUUAGUACGCGAGCUACCCAACUCACUGCAAAACUUGCUGGAUAUCUUGCAGAGGAAGUUCGCUCCCGGUUGGAUCGACUCUACCUUGAAGCUGUCCAUAACGGCGCUUCCGGGGCGGAUCAGGAUGAAGACAAGAACACCCCGUUGGCAACUCUUCAAGAGGAGAUCAACUCGUUAUACUCUGAGAUUGAGAUUCUCGCAGAGAUGACCACUCAGCAACAAUUCAAGGUUCCGAUACUUCGGGCUCUUCAGAGUCGCAGCACGGAAACUCGGUCGACUUCUCAACAGCAAUUGGAACAGAUUUUGGAUACAAUAAUUCAGUUAACCCAAUCUGCGGAAAGAAUAACUGAAAGACUGAUUAAACGACAAUCCCAUCGGAUAGCUAUAAAUUAUCUGUCUACCAAAUACACAUACGAACAAAAUAAGAAACAAUCGGAGCAGCAGACAAGUAAAAGCACCACAGCACAAAAACAAAUAUCCCGACUAUCAUAUGCACCUUCGACACCCGGAAAUACGGAGCGAAAGAGCUCCAUCUCCCUCCCUCUUGACCAUGGCUCGAAAGCCCUAGAACAGCUUCUGCGUCGACUCGGGAUUUCCAUUGUUGAUCUUGUGGAAAGUGGAUUAGCUGAAGACGCAUCAGCAUCACUUGAUGAGAAAAAGCAGCACAUGCUGGAGAUGCUUCAGAAUCUACAAUCUACCGCGGAGUCGCCGCUCUCUGUGCAUUUGGGGCCAGCUGAACAAGCCGCACAGCUACUGCAUUCGGCUCUCUAUGCAGAUUCAAAAUUCGAGGUUUCUAUGGCUGAUGAUGCGCCGGAGCAGAGAAUCAGUUCUUUGGAGUGCCAGAUUGAAACCCUCCGCAAGGGAAUUGAUGGUCUUAAUGUUGAUAUCUUGCAUGGAGAAGACAAGGCGCAGAAGAAGUUUAUGGAGAGGUGGGGAUGA